Besnoitia besnoiti is the source of this 4578-nucleotide messenger RNA. RefSeq lists its product as uncharacterized. The transcript is spliced from 14 exons. Bases 1 to 4578 code for a protein of 1525 amino acids. The record is from RefSeq and is a predicted model, not a curated record. Gene Ontology annotation, cellular component: cytoplasm; nucleus. Gene Ontology annotation, molecular function: ATP binding; protein serine/threonine kinase activity. Gene Ontology annotation, biological process: protein phosphorylation; intracellular signal transduction. Lineage: Eukaryota; Apicomplexa; Conoidasida; Eucoccidiorida; Sarcocystidae.
AUGCUUUCGUGUCUGCUCUUUGCUGCUGCGGGCGCGGCUUCCGCGAUUUCGGCACGCGCCGCCCGACUGGUUUUCAUCUGUUCGGUCCUCGCAUUCACCUGCGCGUCAUGCGGCCGCCACGCCCUGGCACAUGACAAGGUUUUCUCGGCUUCUGACUCUCCGUCAGAGCUGACAACUCCGGGGAUUCUCGCCUUUGGCAUCGCCGAUGCUUGCGUGGGCAGCGAGGGGCUGGCUGAGAGUCAGAGAGGUCACGGAGGCGGGCAGCCCCCGGGCGUCGAACCACCUUCCCUGGCUGAGCGCGUUUCUUCUCGUGGCGGCGCCGAAGCUAGUCCACAUCGCGCCGCAGCAGAAGCGGGUGCCAGUGGGCUGCCGCAGGGGCGUGCGCGAGGGGAUGGGCAAGGGCCGCUGACCGCGGAGAGGGCCUGUGCAGCAGCGAGGAAUGACAGGAGCGGCGGGGCUGCUUUGGCCUCGGCGGACUGCGCAGCGAAUGUGCCAGACCCGCAGUCCUCUCGAGGCUACCAGCGCGCCGAAGGGGAGAUGCCUGCGCUGUUCCCUAGACGCGGACCAGCUCAGCCCACAGGCGGUCAUGCAAGCUGCGCCUCCCCCACGCCAGGGACGAACGACGGCGACACGCGAAAGCCGGACAGCUCCUCGCCUGCUUUGUCGUCUGCGCUCCGUCGCGCAGCUGCGGCGGUCUCCUCUAUGGCCUGGGCUGCGCUGCCGUGUUCACCCCGUGAGCCCGUGGAGCCGCAAAAGUCGUCCACAGCCUCCGCCGAGCCGCCUCCUGCGAAGAAGGGCGCGGUGGUCGCGGGCAAGUUCCUUCUUCUCAGUCAGCUACACAGUGGUCUACACAGUGGUUUUUCUCCGUCGGCUCUUCCCUAUCUCGGAGCUGCGCAUGGGGGCUCGCCGGGCGUUUCAGCCACGCACGCAGCUGCGGCCUUCAUCUCUGCGGUGGCGGAGAACACGCGGACGCUGAACGGAGAACAGGGAAGUGUCGCGCCUGCUUUUGACCCUCGCCCCUUUGUCCGCCCUUCCUCUUUUCUUCCGCCGGGCGUCUCAUUCUCAAGCCUGUCUCUCCCUCCGGACUCCACUCGCCGGUCCUCGCACCUGUUGAAGCCGGCGGAGACGCGAGCGCGUGCUCGCGAAGAACCUGCAGGAAGCGACCCGAGUCUCCAGCUUCCGCCCAGAGUUGAGGGCGACGACGCGUUGCUGCCUGCGUUCCCUCUGGCUGGAGCUCCCACUGGGGAUCCGCACCGGUCACCUCCGCCACGUAGUAGAGGUCAACCCGCCUUUCCGCUGGCAGAGUCGCCGCCUUUGUGCGGCGAAAACACCCGAGGGGAAAGGUGCUCCCCCCCGCUGACGCAACCAGCGACCUGGCUAAUCGGGUGCACGUUUUUUCCCGCCCGCCCACGGACCACGAAGCGUCAAGGCGCAGUCCGUCGUCUCCUCCGCGCCGCAUCUCUUCCGUGUGCGGGAACGGGCAUCGAGCCGAGGGGGGCAGCUGCCUCCCCGUAUCCCACGGAAUGCUGGCUCUUCAGUCUCGCCAUACCGGUGAAAAGGAGAGCGGAGGAGCCGUGUUGCAAGUGCUCACUCCGCUUCGAUCGGUCGGACCGAGGCAACGGCGGAGGCAGCGAAGAGGCCAUUGCCGUGACCAGCGAGACCGCCUCUUCGGGGCGCUGCCUCAACCCGGAUAUAUACCUCAAGGCCUUUCCGUUCUGGUCCGACGGCGACGAGAAGCACUACAAACUCUUCAAGAAGAUCGGACAAGGCGCGUAUGGCGAGGUCUGGAAGGCCUUGGCUCUCGAUAGCGGCGCCGAGCACAGACACGUCGUCCUGAAGCGCAUGCGGCAUCCGCGCGAUCGCCGCGGCAAGCAGAUUCGCUUGAGUGGAGAGAGAGAAAUUUUCUUCGGCCGUGCGCCUCGCGCAGCGAGAGACAGCCGUGGGCGCGGAGGCCAACCAGUUGAGAAUCUGCGCACCGGCCAAAUGCUCUCGGGGGCAGGGCACAUCGCUCGCUUCCUUGAGGCGUUCACGCUGCCUGGCGACCCGGCGGCCGCCGAGGCCGCUUCUCCUGCGGACGUGACAGACACAGGGAGGAGACCAGACGCCGCGCCCGCAGACCCUUCCGGGGCUGGUCGGGGAGCCGGAGCUCGCCAGCGCGCAGCAGGCGCCGCGGGGGCGAAGGAGGCGGACGGAGAAAGCCGCGACGGCGCGAGGCGCGCCGCCGCGGCGACCUUGCGGGGGAAGCGAGACCGGGGGGGGGGAGGGGGUGACAGCGAGGAGAGCAGCGCCAGUGAAGAGAGCCAAGCGAAGACAGCAGGACGCGCGCGGCCGGGAGAGCCGCGCGAAGAGGACCCGCGCGCGAACGGGGAGGAUCAAGGCGCAAGGCGCGACGAGGAGGAGGACCUAUGGCUCGUCUUCGUGAACGAAGGCUACUCGUUGUCGCACCUCUUUUUCUCGCCCGACGAGCGACGAGGAGGUAUCUUGGCGCCCUCGGAGCUUUGGUGGCUUCUGAAGCGUCGCGGCAAGCUGCCGGGGGACCGGGCCCGAAACCCGUCUGGGGGUCCGGUGCCGGGCAGCGGGUUCUCGUCCGAGUUUUCUUCCUCUGCUGGAGCGCGGCCGCGCGCGGCGUCGCCGUUUCAGGCCUUCUACGAGGUCUUUUCGCAGGGCUCGGCGCCUCCCGACUUCCUUCUCUUCCUCCGCGUCAUUGUGCGGCAGCUCCUCGAAGCGACCGCUCACGCGCACAGAGCCGGCAUCACCCACCGCGACGUGAAGCCAGAGAACGUGCUGCUGCGCCCGUCGUUCCCUCUCGACAUUCGCCUCGCAGACUGGGGGAGCGCCAUCUUGACCUCUGCACAUCGGAACGCGACGGCGAUUGAGACCUUUUUCUCGCUUCUCGAUGAGGGCGAGCCAUCGGCGGCACAGGAGACCAAGGGCUACCAGCCCCCAGAGAGCUUCGCGACCGCCUCGAUUCGCCUGAACUCCGCGCGGGAAGACGCGGCCGAACUCGGACACCAGGCGACGGAGAUCCUCGAGGCGGCGCGGGAUGCGGCCGCGGAGCGAAGCGAGGAAGCGCACGUGAAGGAAAGGGAGCUCGGUGGCAGGGCCUGUCCAGGAGAGCUCGAGCGCCGCUUCGCGUUUCAGUCGGCGGCCGCCGUGGAGAAGGCGCUGCUGUACCAGGCGCUGGGUGCGCUCUGCCUCGUUCCUUGGCCGCAGGACCACGCGCCGUCGCUCUUCGUUUCUGCCUUGUCGCCGUCUGCUCGGCGGCCUUUUCCGCCCCAAGCCACGCGCCUGGAAGAGCCCUUUAACGCGCCACCCGCCAGGGCGGCGCUUCUCUCUUCCUCGUCGAGUCAGGGAGGCUGCCGGUCGGGCUCUGCGGGCGGGGCGGCUCCUCUUGCCGCUGGGUCCUCCGCAUUUGCGGACGAGGCCGCAGUAAUGGCUGCGCCGAGCCUGGCGGUCGCUCCGCUGCGGUACUUCGCCCCGGUCUACCUGUCGCCCUUCCUUACCAACUACCUAUUCGGCUCGGUGCUGCGCGUGCUCGUUUCGCUCUGCGACUCGCUCUCGAGCUACUCCGCAGCGCUUGGCUACGUCUGCCGGGCGGCGUGCCCUGUUGCGGACUUUCGAGCCUGCGGCGGAGACCGGGGCCUCGAACGCGCAGAGGGCGACGCGCGAGACUCCGCGCCCCACGCGGUCGGACGCGGAGCCCAGGGGGACUCGCCCCCUCCUAGGCUCCUCGAACGCGAGCCAGAGAGAGCGGCGAGCGGAACAUUGAAGGCUCAAGGCCUCGACUCGCCCGAGGAGGCGCGCGCGGAGCUCUUCCAGUUCCUGCAGCUGGUGCGGCGCGAGGAGGAGACCGGACUUUCACUCGCCGCCCCGCCGCCGGGUCCGUGUCCGUCUCCUUCUAGCCCGACGUGCGCGGCGGCUGGCGAGCCGCGCGUCGUGUGCCGGGCGCGGCGGGGGCGCGAAGCCGCCGGCGGAGCGCAGGCCUUUUGUCGGGAGGCUCUUGGCGGCGCUGCGGAGGAGACCGCAGGGGGGCGCGCUUUUCGGCUUGCGCCGAACGGGUCGGCGAAACUCCUGGCCUCGCCUGGGGCCUUGAGCCGCGAAGGCGACGGCGGCGCAAAAGACGCGGCUGUGGUAGUCCGCGCACAGCGUAACGCACUCAUCCAGGCCGCCCGGGGCGCGGCGGAGCUGGCUGUCGCCGCGAAGAAACCCAAAGGCAGGAAGCGCGUCGAGCGAGCGGAGGAAGAGGCAGGCGAGACCGCCGAUGGCGAGGAGACCGAGCGCGACACAGAGAAGACCGGCGAGCUACCCCCCGAAGGAGGCGCGAGGAGCUGGAAAAGGAAAAUGAGCCACGACCCCGCCGAGUGCGACGACGCUCUAUUCGCGCGACUCUUGCGCGAGCGCGACCGGGCGAGCGUCGGCCUGCCGAACGGACUGGCGCGCGAUUUGCUUCGCAAGCUGCUCGCCUUCGAUCCGCAGGAGCGACUCUCGGCGGAGGAAGCUCUGCGACACCCGUGGUUCUCCGUCUCGCCUGCAGCGGCUGGAACGCAGCAGCGAGAGCUGCGCGAAGGCAGAGAGUAG